Messenger RNA from Eimeria maxima, 1821 nucleotides. RefSeq lists its product as hypothetical. The transcript has a single exon. The coding region runs from base 1 to 1821 and encodes 606 amino acids. Lineage: Eukaryota; Apicomplexa; Conoidasida; Eucoccidiorida; Eimeriidae. The record is from RefSeq and is a predicted model, not a curated record.
AUGCCUCCUGGUGCAGUGCGGGCCACAUACACCCCAAAGUGGAGGAGCGAGCAGGAUCAAUUCAUUUUCUCGCCAUCCCCCGGAGAAACCGUCCCAGUAGACGGUGUAUCCUCUGUGGAGGCGUCUCUGUCGGACAACCUACGAUUCACCCUGGGGAGUGGACUACGACGAGAGCGAACCAACCACAAGCUCUCCAUGCUUUCUCCGAUACUGACUUCCAUAGUUGCGGUUGUGGUAAUUGUUACUUGGCUGGCAUUCUGUAUGCCCAGACGAGGUGGCAGGAAAACAGCACAGCUGGUGCAGCGACAUUUGUCCGGCCGCGGGGAAGAUUCCGACCUUAACAGCAUUUUGGAAGGUUGUUUGGAGUUAAGGGAGGAGCUUGGCCUCUCACAGGAUGUUUCGGAGCCUGAUGAGCCGCCAGAAGCGAAGAAGGCUAGGCUGUUUCUCAUGUUGAGAGAGUCGGGGGAAGCAUUUGAACGCAGGCAAGGGGACAAUUCACAUCUGUUGCCUGCAAGGGACUUCGGGCCCUCCCAUGGAGUUUUUGCACAUAAACCGGGCCAGUUAGUUGAGAACUCUGCAUUGGUGGCAUCCAAGCGUGAAGAAUCAAUAUUUGAAGGGGCAAUAAGGCCGCCUGCUUCUGCUUUAAAAAGGAAAUCUUCGCUAGGGCACACCGGCAACGCGACUUCCGCAAGCUCGUCUCCAGGAGCUUUUUCCUACAAGAGCUCUCCGUCAACGGCACAUGUAGCAACUAGAUCAACGUCUGAUUCUAGGGGUAGGUCAGGCACUGAUAACGUAGGCGUAACCCCUGAAGACUGGAUACUAGGAGCUCUAGAUAAACGUUCCCCACAAGGGUGGGACCAGGGACCCAAAGGAGGAGGAUCCCCACAUGAUUCCCAACAGCAAGCGAAUCCAGCACGUUCUGCAACAGAUGCUCUAUCAAAUCGUCCAGCAGUAUUGCCAGUGGCAUCAAUCAUACCCAGUGGUAAAGAAGCUGUUACAUCCACUAGCCAGGGUGUAUACGAACACUCAGCUCAACAGCAAAAGCUCCGAACAGCAAGAUUGGUGGCCGAAAAUGCUCAGCGCAGGGAGUACUUGGCGCAUGAUGGUGGCGCUUCACAACCUUCAAACUCCAUCAGAGAUGUGCUGGCAAAGCCAAUUUCAGACGCCGCACUGAAUGCUGAAGGGAUGGUCCUCUUGCAUCCUUUUGUGCGGCUCCCACAUGUACUUCCGGAGGGUAUUACUCAGGUCUUUGAUGGGGCUCGAGCUUUGUCGAGUAAAGUUUCUGUGGGCAGUCCAAUGAAAGAUUUCACUUCGAUGCGAGAGUUAUUUGCCAAAUCUGCGCUAACAGUCGCAGACGUAGAACAAUUGAUGCAUGAUUGUAAGUGCUUAAUUGCCUAUGCGUGCAAGAAGCUAGCUGGCUCCCUUCAUAAAAGGAACGCUUUCUACGUUGCACGGAAGCUGGCCACAAUGUUCAUGGUAUUCGACUACGUGGUGAGUACGAUCGAGCUCUUAGGGGAUAAAAUGGAUACCCACAGCUGGUGGCCACAGUUUGUGAACAGGUUUCAGACCAAUUACCUUUUUGAAAGAAAGAUUAAUACCCAGCAUGUCACUGAAGGUAUUGCUGCGCUUGCGCAACGCCUAAGUGCUGCGCUGGCUAUCUACAAGACGGGAGUCCGACCACCUGGUGAAAUUAUAAUCGAUUUAAAGAGAACGAUCUUCACCAACUUAAGGAGCAGUUGCAUUUUCGGGCACCGCUCUUGGAUUCAAUGGGAAAACGAUGACACUCUCUUCAGCCAAAUCGGAACAAGCGCUCAAGAAUGA